Cercospora beticola is the source of this 738-nucleotide messenger RNA. RefSeq lists its product as uncharacterized. The record is from RefSeq and is a predicted model, not a curated record. NCBI's taxonomy places the organism in Eukaryota, Fungi, Ascomycota, Dothideomycetes, Mycosphaerellales, Mycosphaerellaceae.
AUGCAUGGCGCGGCAGCAGUCAACGUUGGGACGAGUUCAGAUAUCAACAUCGUCCACACAGCUCGGGACUCAAUAUCGGCAUGCACGUGGGACCAGGAGAUGCCCAAGACAGCAGCGAAUGGAUUCCCGUCAAAAGUUUUUGACGUGCAAGAUCCCUCCCCACCCGGAAAGGUCAUCUUAGCAUGGUGUGGCUGCGAAGAUCCCCUCUCCUACAUGUACGAGGUCGUCAAGAAAGUUUUCGAUCGAUUGCUCUCAACCAACGUCAUCAUCAAAGUCGAAGAAUUGUGCGUUGAGAUCAAGCCACACCGAAAAUACGUGUAUGAAUAUGAGCAGGGUCCACAGCCUGAACAUUCCUUGUAUCUUGUCAAAACCCCAGACGGUAACCAGUAUGCUGUCGACUUGUCUGGUGCACAAUAUGGCAUUCUUGACAGACCUGUUAUUCCAUGGCGAGAAUACAAUGACAGUUACGUCGAAAAAGUGAUGAACAUUCGCGGUCAAGGAUAUUUGCUGGGACGCUCUGGUAGCAGCGUGACUGAGCGUGUUAAUCAGGCAAGGGACAUGGAUGAUGCGAUAAAGGACUGGUGCGAACAGACGACAUUGGAGCUCGGUGAUCUGUUGACGAUGGCGACUGGUGCCGAGUUCGAUUCUGCCCGAGAGGAGGUUUGCCAACUUGUGAGAAAGGGUGUCGAGAAUGGCAGCAGGAAGCGAAUGGCGGAGGAAGAGACGAAUGCACAGUGA